This is a messenger RNA of Trichoderma reesei QM6a, 2424 nucleotides long. Its product is annotated as glycoside hydrolase family 92. Gene Ontology annotation, molecular function: peptide-N4-(N-acetyl-beta-glucosaminyl)asparagine amidase activity; carbohydrate binding. The transcript has 7 exons. The record is from RefSeq and is a predicted model, not a curated record. Gene Ontology annotation, biological process: carbohydrate metabolic process; protein quality control for misfolded or incompletely synthesized proteins; protein deglycosylation. Gene Ontology annotation, cellular component: nucleus; cytosol. Bases 1 to 2424 code for a protein of 807 amino acids. NCBI's taxonomy places the organism in Eukaryota, Fungi, Ascomycota, Sordariomycetes, Hypocreales, Hypocreaceae.
AUGCACUUCCAACAAGUGGUGGCCUAUUGGCCACUAUUGCUUGGAUUGAGCCAAGCAGCGGAGGAGAAGCACUCGCAAUUUGAUGUCCUGGACUACGUUGAUCCGUUGAUUGGAACUGCAAACGGAGGCCACGUCUUUCCCGGCGCAAGUCUUCCAUAUGGCAUGGCCAAGAGUGUUGCAGAUGGCAACAAGGAAAUUCAGGGAGGAUAUGCCUCCAACGAUGGGUUGAUCACCGGAUUUUCUCACAUGCACGACAGCGGCACGGGUGGUGGUGCGUCCCUGGGCAACUUUCCUCUCUUUGCCCAGACUGGCUGUCUCAACGACGACAUCAAUAAUUGCUACUUCCCUUCGUCCUUGCGAGCCUCGGAAAAGAUCAACAGCACAGUUGUGGCAAAGCCAGGCUAUUUCGCCCUGCAGCUCAACACCUCCGUCAAGGCUGAGAUGACUGUCACCAACCAUACGGCCCUCUACAGAUUCUCGUUCCCAACUGACGGCACCCCGACCAAGCUCCCAGCGGACGGAAAGACACCGUAUAGCCCUCUCAUCCUGGCAGACUUGGCCGACCUUUCUGGCUCCCGAAGUGCUGCAGUCAUCUCGGUUGAUGCCCACACUGGCCGCAUCUCGGGCAACGGCACCUUUAGGCCCUCAUUCGGCAUUGGUACUUACAACGCCUAUUUCUGCACAGAUUUCAAGGGUGCCAAGCUCCGCAACACGGGCAUCUUUGUCAACAACCGAGCCGGCAGCGACCACAAGAGCUUCCGUGCCUACGAUGAUGGACAAAGCCCAGUUUUGCCAGCUGGUGCCUGGGCUCAGUUUCAUCCGCCAACCAAUAACCAGAUUUUGGCUCGCGUUGGGCUCUCAUUCAUCAGCACUGCUCAAGCCUGCCACAAUGCCGAGAAGGAAAUUCCCAAUUUUGACUUUGAAGCCGUCAGAUCUGACGCGGAAGAUGCUUGGCGCAAGAAACUCAGUGUCAUUAAGGUCGAUAAUACCGGUGUGAGCGACUCGCUUCAGCGAACAUUUUGGAGUGGCAUCUAUCGCACUCUGCUUUCACCUCAGGAUUAUACCGGCGAAAACCCCCUAUGGAAGAGCAACGAACCCUACUUUGACUCCUAUUACUGCAUCUGGGACAGCUUCCGAAGCACGCAUCCCCUACUCACACUGGUUGAUCCUCAUGCUCAGGCUUUGAUGGUCCGCAGUCUCAUUGACAUCUACCGACAUGAGGGCAAGCUACCAGACUGCCGCAUGUCACUUUGUAAGGGCUUUACUCAAGGCGGCAGCAACGCCGACAAUCUGUUGGCGGACUCGUAUCUCAAGGGCUUGAAAGACGGUAUCGACUGGGAUACGGGCUACAAGGCAGUUGUCUCUGAUGCUGAAGAAGAGGGCCAGAUCUGGACGGUCGAAGGCCGUGGAGGCUUGCAAAGCUGGAAAAAGCUGGGUUACAUCCCAACAGACGACUGGGAUCCCAAUGGCUACGGCCUCUUCACUCGAUCCAUCUCCAGAACCAUCGAGUAUUCGUACAACGACUUUUGCAUUGCCGAGAUGGCCCGUGACCUUGGAAAGCACGCGGAUGCUGAGAAGUAUUUGAAGCGCUCGGGCAACUGGAAGAACAUGUUUGAUCCGCACUCCAAGUCCAUGCUGAACUUGACCGGAACCCAGGACCCCAGCCAGUUUACCGACAGUGGAUUCACAGGCUUCUUGCAGCCUCGGUAUCUCAAUGGCACAUUUGGAUUCCAAGAUCCCGCUAUCUGCACUGAUUUGUACAACUUCGAGGGCUGCUACCUCAAUCCCGGUGGCCAUGAGACCUACGAAGCUGGCUCGUGGCUCUACACCUUUUACGUGCCCCACGAUCAGGCAACUCUCAUCACCACGCUUGGAGGCCCUGACGAGUUCGUUCGCCGGCUCAGAUACAUGCACGACACGCCUGGCUUGUUUUACAUAGGCGACGAGCAAGCCUAUCUCCUUCUGUUCAUCUUCCACUAUGCUGGAAGACCUGGAAUUUCCGCCGAGUACGCGCACAAGUAUAUUCCGAGCGCCUUCAAUGACACAGCAAGUGGACUCCCAGGCAACGAUGACUCGGGCGCCAUGGGCAGCUUCACGGCACUGACCAUGCUGGGCCUAUACCCCAUGAGUGGACAAGACGUCUAUAUCAUUAUCCCGCCGUUCUUCCCCGAAGUCAAACUUACCGAUCCACGGACGGGAAAGACGGCCAUCAUUCGAAACAUCAACUUUGAUGCUGGCUACAAGAACAUCUACAUCCAGAGUGCCAAAUUGAAUGGCAAGCCGUACACCAAGGGCUGGGUGACGCAUAGCUUCUUCGCUGACGGUGGUGUGCUGGAAUUGACUCUUGGACCUAAGGAGAACACUAAGUUUGGAACCUCCGAAAAGGACUUCCCGCCGAGCGCGUCAAAGGACUUCUGGAAAUGA